AAUUUAGCCAUUUUCCAAUGAUUUCUUUGUAAAAGUAAAAAAUCCUUUUUUAAUAAUUUUAAUCCUAUAAAUGAAGACAAAUAGUGAUACUCAUACAUAAAAAGAAUCACAGUCUGAAAAAGAAACAAAUGGCAGAGGUUCCAGUUAUACCAACAUACCAGAAUAUAAUGACCAUGUCGUUUAGUAACAUGAUGACGAUAGGCCAUGACCAGAAUACUGGUAACUAUGGUCAGUCAGUGGAGUGUUUUGAUCUAGCAACAGAAAAGCCUGAAAAUGAAAGAACAAACGUUAAUGUUCCAAUUUUGAAAAAUCACAGUCCGUCAGUAGAUGUUUCAGCUACAAACAUGACUGAAUUUAAAAGACCAAAUUUAGAUGUAAAUUAUACAUGUAUGGAUGACGAUUAUCAGGUUAUUGGUCCCUCUUUUCAAAGCAGUGAAGGGUUGGAAUUAGCAACUUGUAGGGGUCAAGGUAUUGUUGAUGAACCGAUAUCUGCUGCAUGUUUACAUAGUGAAGCAGUUACUACAAAUGGUAGUGAGAUCUCAAACGAUAGUACAUGUAUGCCUCCAAAGAAUCCUACAGUUGAAAGAAAACAAGACUGUCAAUGCAAUGCUGUUCAUGAUGUAGCAUCAAAGGAAGGAACUCUGUUAACAUGUGGAAGCUGUUUGCAGAAAUUUACUGAUAUCUUGUAUCUGCAUGUCCAUAUGAAAUCUCAUGGGAACGGCGGAUCAUACUCAUAUGAUCACGUGCAAUCAACAGCUUACCCGAAGAAAGAGACCAACUGUAGUGCUGUUCAGACAGACUGGACAAUGUUCUCAGGGCGAAAUGAAUCUUUGGAGGCAGCUUACGAUUCAGAUACUGACACACAGCUUGGGGAAAAUAUUGAUAUUCUCAAGAACAAUGAAAAUAUUUACAAAAGAAGAAAAAAACAUGUCAAGAAGAAACCUGGUAAAGUCAAGAACCCCAGUAAAGUCCAUGUAUCUGAGAAAAAAAUGAAAUCCAAAGCACAUAAAAUCAAAGUAAAUGAGAGUAAAUUAGUCAAGGAAAGGGAGAUUAAGGUUGAGGUUAACUCAUGCUCUGAGGAAACUGUGGACAAUGAGUUACAUGUAGAUAUGUCACACAAUUUAAAGAAUGACAAUUUGCCUGAUUCUACACCUGAUGCUGAUGAUGGUGUUAAAGUUAUGAAAAGAAAGCGAGGCCGGCCUAGAAAAUCUGAUAAAAUACCUUGUAUGUUGGUAAACCGUCCAAAGAAAGAGAAGAAAAUUUCAGUGCCUAAGGACAAGAAAAUAAAACAAAAAUGGAGAAACCAGACUGAAGAAUGCUCAAUUUGUAAACUUUUUGUGAAAAGUCACAUGAUGGAAAUACACUUGAUGAAGCAUAGAGGUGAGAAGCCUUUUAUCUGUGAAGUGUGUGGGAAGUCGUUUGAGUGGAAGCGUUUCCUGAUGCGGCACUUGCUGAUCCACUCAGAGGUGAAGCCGUGGGUUUGUUCUGUGUGCAAAGCUCAGUUCUGUCAGAAGGGAGACUAUAAACUACACAUGGCGGUACAUUCAGGUGAGCGUCCGCACCAGUGCAAUGUGUGUGAUGCUCGUUUCUUCAGCAAGGGUACUCUUCACAACCACCAAGCGAACGUUCACAUGGGAAUCACCAAAUACGAGUGUGACCAGUGCAAUAAGAGAUUCUUCAAGAAAUCCAGUCUUGACUCGCAUCGAGUGACCCACUUUGAUGCAACACUGAAAUGUUCGAUGUGUGACAGGAAGUUCAAGGACAAGUGUGGACUUCGACGCCACGAGCGAAUUCACACGGGCGAGAAACAGUAUGAGUGUCACGUGUGCGGUCAUGCCUUCAUACAGAGCACUCCUUUCUGGGUGCACAUGGAGACAAAACACGGGCUCAAUAAAGAAUCUGCCCAAAAACGAUUAAAGGACAUUCAAGAGAUGAAAAAACGGCUGGGCAUUAAAACUAGCAUCUCCCGACUUGAUGAUAAUCAGAAAUUUCAGGGGUUCAGUGAGGGAAAGGAACUAGAUACAGAUGUGACUGAAACUUCAGGGACAGAAAAGCCCGUAGUUGGCUACCCGCCUCUGAAUGCCCCAGGGGCAGCUUCAAGACCAGAUGAGCAAAGAUAUCAGGAUCCGAACAUCCACACACACAUAGACUUGCAAAGAAAUUUUUCAGAACUUGCCUUACUGAAAAAUUCUGCAGACAAAGAUCCAAUAAAUGUCAUGAGAGAAGUCAAUGUUAUAGUACGAGAUCCGCAGGUUUAUUAUCAACAUCCAGGAUAUUGAUGUAUUUGCUUUGUAACACACAACAUAAUUUGAUGCAAAAAAAACUUGAAUGCAUUUUUAUAAUUAACUCAUUUGAAUGUAAUGAUUAAGCCCCCCCAAAAAACAUAUGAUUUGUGAACAGAUCAAAAAAUAUUUACGAUAUUUUGGCACUUUUUUAACUGGGGAAUCUGUGGCCAUGUAUCUAUUAAUUAAAAAAGAAAACAUUUAUAAGGCUCAUAAUUUUUUAAUUGGCAUCAACCUAUAUUUGGCCCCUGUAAUACAGUCAUUGCAAAUGGACUUUUGGAUAAGCAAGCCCAAAUUCUUUCACUAUUGCUUGGUCUCAAAUAUUUUUAACAAGCCCUGCUUUAUGGAAUACAGAAUUUGAGCAAACCUGGAAAGCAUUCAAGAGUGCAGGUAUUGUGCUAAUUUUGAUCACUGUUAGAAGGUACAAGACAACUUUGAAAUAUGUUUUCAUGAAUGGUCAGAAAGUUCCUUUUAGGGGAUCAAAAUUCAAGCAACAACAGUUUAUAACAGAGAGACUUAGCUAUAUCAGUCUGUUGUCUGCAUGAUAAUCUUGUAUUGAUCCCUCAGUUUCUUCCUAUUUUGAACAGACUGUACUUGCAAGUUCAGAGAUUAUGUGUUCACUGAAGUGCAAUUAUAUCCUACAUUGGGUAAAUUUUUCAGAACUUUGUUGAAGUUAACAACAUAAUUAACAUCAUCGUUGUUAACUUUUAAUUGUGAAACAUUUUAUGAUGUGUUAACAAAUUCAAAUAAAACAAGUACAGCUGAAAUAGUUGUCUCAAACAUUGUCAAGACCUCUACAGCUUACAAGUGUAUCCAUUAAAACUGCACUCUCACAGAUUGAACGUUUUGACAACUUUUUUAUUUUUUGUCUUGGAACUACCCAAUUUUUGCGAAAAUUCAUGGAAACACCAGUUAAGUAAGACUGCUGACAAAAAAUUUAAUCGCAGAUUAUUAUAUUUAAGUUCAAAAAUUGAUGUUUUGUGCAUUUUUCUUAAACCGUUAGUAAUGGUUUAUGCCAUAAAACAUUCAUUUUUGAACGGAAGUAUGAAAAUCUUCGAUUUUAUAUCAUUGGUUUGCAGAUAUAUACGCAAAAACUUGCUCUUUGUAAGACAAAAAAUAAAAAAGUUAAAAUGAUCAAUCUGUGAGAGUGCAGCUUUCAACUUCUAGAGCAGUAACGAUCUGAAAGUUAACAAUGAUGUCAUUAAUCAAGUUGUUGACUUUAGCAAAGUUCUGUAAAAUCGGGCCAAUGUUAAUUAAAUGUUAAAUGUCUUAUGACAUUUAUACUAUUUGUACAAUAAUAUAGAGUGUUUUCUUUGUUUUCGUCUAUACAUUUACUCGAAUAUCGGAACGAGAAACAUUAAGGCAGAGCCUAUCCAUUCUAUAACUAUCAUACGGAUAAAUUACAAGGUUAUUCACUUAUAUGAAUGCUUGUUAUUGAACUUUUUUCAUCACAUCAUUGUACAACACAGUUAGGUCAUCCUGGGCUUCCAUUUAGAAUUUUAAUCUGGAAUUAUGAACUUCCUUGACAUCAAUAUUGGACGUUUUCCUCUGAUUUGUGGAAGUUGAUGACUCUAAGGAUUUCCACUAUUGUCCAACUAAAUACUUUUCAUAUCAUAUCAUUUUUACUUCAAGACUUUUUAAAAAUUUGGCCAUUAAGUAACUUUGACACAAAAUUUUAAUAUAUUCUAAACUUCCAAUCCUGCACUUUCGGAAGUUUUCUCCAAAAUAGUGGAAGUUUUUGAACUUCCAAGGAUUCAAUUUAUGGCACACUUUAAGGGAGAAAAUACUUCCAAACUUCCUUAAACGGAAGCCCUGGUCAUCCACCAUCCUCUUUAUUGACAUUACACACUGGUGCUAAAGUGCUCAUGUAUGAUUUCAAUAACUGGGGGUGUGGGUGCCGUAACUAUUCCUAGUGUAAACCUCUUAAGUAAGUUGUGAGAAUGUGCCUGACUUUUACUGUUGUACUUUUUACGUACAGAAAUUUUUUGAUUAUUUUCCUGUUAUUGUUAGUUUUUAUCUUUGUUGGUAGGAAACUCAUUGUUAACUUAUAAACUUUGUUGUUAAGGAAUCUCAAGCUUUUAAGCAGGGAUGUAAAUAAUUAUUCCGUCAAUAAUGUGCCAAAGAACUCCUAACUGUUUAGCAGUUUUAUCAGUUUUAGACAUUUGUUUUUAGAUUGACUCCAUUUAAUAGGUUUUUGUACAUGCUUAUCAGGUUUCCCUAUAUAACUUGAAGCAAAAACAUGUGUGUAAUCAUAUUGAGUGCUCAUAAUAUUCUGGUGGAAAGAGAAGUGAGAACAAUCCAAUGAAGACAAUAUGUCAACCAAAAAGUGUUCAGACUUAAGUCCCAUGUAUAGAACAAGAUAAAGGGCAUACUGCUGUUCCAGUAAAAUUAAUCAUAACGGUAACAACGGCUACUAUUAGUUGCAAUUUUGUCAUUAAAAUUUAUCCUUAAAGCAGUUGUUGCAGAAUUUUAUACUUUUUGGUCCUAAUUAUCUUCUUUCAGGGAUAUUAUUUUAGCGUAAUUUUGCGGAUCUAAUGGCUCUAGAAUCCAAUUAAAAAAAGAAUUUUUAAUUGAUUGAAAAAAGUUAUCUGGUUGUUUUAAGAAGUUAACUGUUUUUUUAGGAGUUUGCCUUAAAUUUGAUGUCAGGAAAGCCCUCAAAAAGUCCACUUAAAAGCCAGUUUUGUUUCUGCAGCAGGGUACUUGAUUCCGUUUGGGGCCUUUAAGCGCCCGCAAAACCCAUCCCGAAAUGGUUUCAGCCCUUCAGCUGCCAGGUCAAUCACAUCCCUGACUUUCAAAACAGGCUCUUUUUUCUAACCCCCUCCCAGUCCCCUCUAAUCCUUCCUAGGGAGUAUAAUGUGUAAAGUUAAUUUAACUUAUCAAGACUAGAUGAUUAAAAAAAUUGCAACAGACAGUCAAGUUAUAAUAUAUGUAAAUAAUUUAGCUAAUAUGCAAACUGAGUGUUUGUACAUGCACCAGAAUAGUGGUUGUUUAUAUAUUUUCAGGGCUUUUUCUGCCCAUUUUGGGAAAAAGACCCUAGACAUUUUGGGAAAAUUUGCGUCGUGAAAAUGCGGAAAUUGGGAAUUUUUUCAGUGAAAAGAAAAAAGCUGUCUAGUCUCCUGUGAAUUAGGAAAUUAUUUAAUAUUAGUUUAUUUUCCCAUUAAAAGACCCACAAUGGCUGAAAUAUCAAUCCUUGGGGUGUAAAUAUCUACUGCAAUAAAUCAUGACAGAUAAUAUUUCAUAUCUCUAAAUGUGAUGAAAAUCAAUGAUUUCUGAGUUCAAGUACCAAAAAUACUUCACAUCACAUAAUUUAUUAGGAUGUUGAAAAUGAACCAGUACAGGUAAAAAGAAUUUCUAAAAAAAAAAAAAAUUUUUUUUUUUUUUUGAUUGGGAUUUUUUUCUGAAGAUUGGGGAAAAUAUCUUAUAUUUUGCUUUGGGAAUUGGUCCGAUAGUCAGACCCGUGGGUACUAUAGAAAAAGCCCUGAUUUUACAUCUCAGAUAAUCAAGAGUAAAAUUUCAAUUUCCAACAAUUGUAAGGUGUAUUUUAUGAUUUAUUUGAAAGGAAGCACAAAUGCUCUCACUUCUUUUUCCACUGCAAUAAAUGUAUACAAUGUCACGGACCUAUACAAUGUAUAUCAAAUGUUUUGAGAGUUGUUAUGUUGACUGUAACAUUUUUAUAUAAAACAUAUUGUUUUCAUAAGCAUGUAUAUUAACAUAACUUAUUGUUUUACAUGAACAUCAUUAUAUGUUGCAGUGAAUUGAAUUAUUCUCAAUAGAGAAAUGCAAUUGUGAAAUGAUCAGAAUUUUAACCUUGUGGUCUUUAAAGAGACUAGACACCAUAUGGCCCGAAAAUCUGCAAAUACAUUAUUUCCUCAAAACAAGGAUAGAAUUGUCAAUUAGAGGUAGUAUGAGGCCAAUAAUACGUCAAUUUACAUGAUUAAAAGAAUAUUUUGUUACUGUCUGAGCUGAGUUGACCUGUUUAAAAAUAGUGCAUAACAGUUUCCCAGUCCAUAGUGUGUAAAUUUAGCAUCUGAAAGUCAACGUGAUUAGUACAGAUACAUAUACCGAAGCUAUUUUUAACUUUACUGGUAUUUACGUAGACAACCCCAGUAAAUUUCAAAUUCAAAUAACGCAAAGGCGAUGUGAUAAAUCAGUAAGUAAGAUUCAAUGAGUUGUACACACCGCUAUCAAUUUUAGGAAAGUUUUUGACAAUUUUCUUUUUUUCUUGCAGUUGUAUCAUCUGGUGUCUAGUCCCUUUAACUUUCGCUGUUUGUGUAUACAAUGGAUUUUUUCAUAUAUGCAUGUGGAAAAGGCAUUACUUUUCCUAUGUUUUUUUCCAAAAGACAUAAGUAUGAUUUUCAAAAAUGAUAUUCAAUAUACACAAAAUUUAGACUGUCAUAUUUUUUACUGGUUUUUUUUUCGAAACAUUUUGGGUAUUGAAAUAGCCUUGUUGUUGAUGGCAUCGUCGUUAUAGUGAUAUUCUCUUUAAUUAUAGCCAUAGCUCAAAAAACAUUCAAGAUAUUGAAAUACAACCUGGUUCACACAUUUUAAGAGACAAUACACAUGAAUAGCAUUGCCCAGAACUCUGUCUUUAAUUAUUGUUUAAUUAUACCAUUGUUAGUAUGAAAAAAAGAAACAGUCUGGUGUUGGCUUGUUUUCACAGUGCUUUUGUAAAAUUUCUAGAAUGCAUGCUACAGAGUGAGACUAGUCAUUAGAUGAA
This is a messenger RNA of Mya arenaria, 6999 nucleotides long. RefSeq names its product zinc finger protein 37-like. The record is from RefSeq and is a predicted model, not a curated record. The coding region runs from base 129 to 2279 and encodes 716 amino acids. The transcript has 5 exons. Gene Ontology annotation, biological process: regulation of transcription by RNA polymerase II; cell fate commitment. Gene Ontology annotation, cellular component: nucleus; cytoplasm. Gene Ontology annotation, molecular function: DNA-binding transcription factor activity; RNA polymerase II cis-regulatory region sequence-specific DNA binding; histone deacetylase binding. NCBI's taxonomy places the organism in Eukaryota, Metazoa, Mollusca, Bivalvia, Myida, Myidae.